Messenger RNA from Pyrus x bretschneideri (Chinese white pear), 2625 nucleotides. RefSeq names its product H/ACA ribonucleoprotein complex non-core subunit NAF1-like. NCBI's taxonomy places the organism in Eukaryota, Viridiplantae, Streptophyta, Magnoliopsida, Rosales, Rosaceae. Gene Ontology annotation, cellular component: sno(s)RNA-containing ribonucleoprotein complex. The coding region runs from base 180 to 2405 and encodes 741 amino acids. Gene Ontology annotation, molecular function: RNA binding. Gene Ontology annotation, biological process: box H/ACA snoRNP assembly; ribosome biogenesis; pseudouridine synthesis. The record is from RefSeq and is a predicted model, not a curated record. The transcript is spliced from 3 exons.
ACUCCGCCAUCUUUAUAUUCUCGUCUGAAAAAUGUUCAAAACCCUAGCUAGGGUUUAAGCGCACCUGACCGUUUCCAAUCCAAAACCCCAAAAUCUAUAAAUUCGCUCUGCUUUUCAGUUCCCAUGGAUUUUCACUCGCCUAUUUUCCCCACCCAAUUCCUUCUUUCGUACGCUCGCAGAUGGUAGGGCUCAUCCCUCAGCUAACACUCGAAGACCUCGAACGAGCUUCAAAGCCCAAGAAUUUAAAGGACCCGCCCGACCCCGUUGAUCCCCGAGACUUGUCGGUUGCAGAUUCGUUCUUGGAUUUUGAUUCCAUAGAGGAUUGGUUCAAGAAUAUUCCGAGUUCUGAUAUGGCCGAAACAGGGCAGGUUAAGGCUGAUGCUGUUGAAGCAGAGUAUAUUGCAGGUGGGUUCGAGCCGGCAGGUGGUGGGUCUGUGCCGAUUGAUUGUGGGUCUGGUUGUGUGGUGAAGUUGGAGGGUCAACUGUUGGAGAAUUCGGGUUGUUCGAUUGCGGAAGAGUUGGGAAAGGUUAAUUUGCUUGGAGGGUGUGAAGAAAGUUCGGUUCUUGAUGGUCGGAAUGGUGUGAAGAGUGAAACAGUGACGCGUGAUAUCGUGGAAAUGGAACCGGUGAGUAAUGAGAAUGAGAGUGAGGUUUCAAAGUCGAAGUUCGAAGGCGAAAAUGGGGUGGGGAGUGAAAUGGUGAGUGGGAAUGGUGGGAAGAGUGGAGCAGGGAAUAGUGAGUCCGAGAGUGAAAGCUCGGAGUCUGAGAGUGAGAGUUCGGAGUCAUCAUCGUCGAGUGGGAGCUCUAGUGAUGAUGACAGCAGUGAUGAUGAUGAAAAGGAAAACAGGAAAGGGAAAAUGAAUGUGGAGGUGGAGGAGAGGGACGAGGGUGGUGAAAUGGAAGAAGGUGAGAUAAGGGAUGCUGAUGGAAGGGAGAAGGAAGAUACGACAUUCGAUAAAGAUAAUGAAAUUUUUGAUGAUGAAGGUGAAGAUGAAGAUGAAUUGGUUGCUUGGACCGAUGCUGAAACUUUUGAUGAGGGAGACGGCGAUGAGGAUGAUCUUGGAGAUCUGAAAGGACCCAUUAGGUCCAAGAAUGAGCUUGAGGUGCUUCCCCCAAUUCCUCCAGUGGAGGUGACCUUGCAACCACAUCAUCAGAUGCAACCUGUGGGAGCUGUCUUAUCGGUUCUUGGUACCCAAGUCAUUGUAGAAGGGGUCGAGAAGCACAACCCUCUAAACGAGGGUUCAAUUUUGUGGAUAACCGAAAGCAGAUCUCCGUUGGGGUUGAUAGAUGAAAUCUUUGGACCUGUGAUACAGCCUUAUUAUGUGGUGCGAUACAAUUCAGAAAGUGAAAUCCCUAGUGGAAUACAAGCGGGCAUUUUUAUCUCUUUUGUUCCGGAGUUUGCAGAUCAUGUGCUGAAUAACAAGGAUGUGUACAAAAAGGGUUAUGAUGCAUCUGGUGCAAAUGAUGAAGAGAUAUUUGAUGAGGCAGAAUUUUCAGAUGAUGAGAAAGAGGCUGAAUACAGGAGGAUGCAAAAAAUGUCAAAGAGGGGAAUGAGUGACCAAAAUGCUGGCAACAAGAAAUACGACAGAAAGAAGGGUAAAAAUAAGCCGGAACCUUGGAAUAGUGGUCAACCUUCACCCCAGAAAGCACCAACGGAUGCAGGUCAGCAACCUCCCAAUCAACACCAUCUUCAUUUCUCUCCAGGUGCACCAUCUUCUUCUGCAGUAUCACAAGGAUUGGCUAGUGGGACUGGAUUAGUUCCACCAUUUCCAGCUCCUACACUGCCUGCUGGUAUCAACGCAACUUCAAAUGGACUGUGGACAAAGGGAACGCCGUUUCAACCACAAAAUACAUCCUUCCCUAAUGGAUUUCUAAAUAAUAGUUUGCCAUGUCUUCCACAGUAUAAUCCUCAAUAUCCGUAUCAAAUGUCUAUUCCAAACAGAAUGCCGUUGUAUCAGCAGGCAGGUGCUGUCCUACCAGGUCAACAGUCGAAUGUCUUUACAGGACCCGUAUAUUCACAAGGGAUGGUGGGUCAACACGGCUUCAAUCAGGAAGCAUUUGGGAUAGGUUUACAGGGCCAACCCAUUCCAGGCCAACAAUUCAAUGCCUUUGCAGGACCCAUGUAUCCACAGGGGCUGGUGGGUCAACUUGGUUUCAACCAAAACGCAUUCGGGAUGGGUUUACAGGGCCAACCUACUCACCCGAUGUUCAAUGCAGAACAAGGAAUGCCGUCGAAUGGAUUACGUGCUGAACAGAACCAUAAUAUGCCACAACCUGCUGGAAAUGCAGGCAACUUGGACAGCCGGCAAUUUAGUCAGGGCGCAUCUUCUAAUCGUGGAAGGAGACCCUCCCAUCGUGGGGGUCGUCAUUUUGGAAGGGGAAGAGGUAGGCAGCACUCGAGGUGAAAGUUACGGCAUGCUCUGCUGCACCAAGCACACUGCAGUUACAAAUAGGCUUUGAAAAGAAAAUUUCUUGGCUUUUUGUAUUCGGUUUUUAUCGUUUUUAUAUGGAAGAACAGAUGGUGAACAUGUUCCCCAUUUAAAAUGCCACAUCCGCCUUGGUUGCGGUUAAUUUUGAACAUUGGCAAAUUUUGGUUUAGUAAAAACGUAGAAAAUUUUCGGUUAA